AGGGAGUGAGAGAGAGAGAGCGGAGUGCAAUAGAAAGACAGACAGAGUAGAGAGCGCGCACGUGUGUGUAAUUAUUCAUUGAUUGCGUUUUAUUUGUGGAUUUCUUAUCGAAGAAACCGGUUCCAGAGGAAAUCGGGGACCGUCUGUGAGAGUCUGCGUUUGUCUAGGACACCAUCAGGAAUCGCUGAAGAUGAAGAUGCAGAUGGUGACAUGUGUUGCACCGGUUAAUAUUGCUGUCAUCAAAUACUGGGGUAAACGUGAUGAAAACCUUAUUCUUCCUCUGAAUUCCUCGAUAAGCAUAACACUCAGUCCUACUCAGCUUCGAGCAAAAACAACCGUUGCAUUGAGUAAGGAUUUUGAGAAGACUAGAAUAUGGCUUAAUGCAGUAGAACAAAACCCUGAUAAUCCUCGAUUACAGAAUAUCAUCCGUAAAAUUAAGCAUCGAGCGUUUCGGUGUAAUGGCGAGAAAAAUGGCCAAGCUAACAAAGAGGACAUGUUAAACUGGCAUCUUCAUAUUUGCUCCGAGAACAACUUCCCUGUUUCUGCCGGUUUAGCGUCAUCUGCUGCAGGAUAUUCUUGCUUAGUUGCUGCAAUGGCUAACCUGUUUGAAGUAGAAGGUGAUCUCUCUGGCAUUGCCAGGUUAGGCUCAGGAAGUGCCUGCCGGAGUAUGUACGGUGGCUUUGUGGAAUGGGAUUUAGGGCAUUGCAGCGAUGGAUCAGACUCACUGGCCAGACAGAUUGCUCCCUGUGACCACUGGCCAGAAUUAAGGGCAUUACUGUUGGUCGUCAGUGAACAACCGAAAACCGUUAGCAGCACACUUGGUAUGCAAAACAGUGUAAACACCAGUGAAUUACUACGCUCUCGGGUGGAGUGCAUCGUACCUCGUAGACUAGCAGAACUGCGGGCAUCCAUUGCAGAGAAAGAUUUUGAGAAGUUUGCUCAGAUUUGCAUGAAGGAAAGCAACCAGUUUCAUGCGAUAUGUUUAGAUACCUACCCACCUAUUGGCUAUUUAACAGAAGUUUCGGACCAAAUUAUAGCACUUGUGCAUCGUUUCAACAAGCUUUGUGAACGUUUGAAGGUUGCCUACACAUUCGAUGCUGGACCAAAUGCUUGUCUUUUCCUGAUGGAAGAAGAUGUUCCCCGAUUUCUUUCUCUGAUUCGACACUUUUUCCGUCCAGUGAACAACGGCCCUGAGAAUUUCAUUCACGGGUUACCUGUUGAUGUUCCAAGAGUUACAACAGAAGACGUAUUGAACAUUUCCAUAGGAGUGAUGCCGGAUUCGAUCCAUUAUGUCAUUUAUACAAGUGUUGGAGUUGGCCCUCAUAAACUGGAAGGGAGUGAACACUGCUUGCUAAAUGACAAAGGUUACCCCAAACGAUGUCGAUGAAUGAUUCAAGUGGUUAUUAUGUACAGCUGCCAACAUUGCAAGUCAUUUAUUUCAACAAAAGAUGCAUUUAAUUAUGACAUAUUAUUUCUCUUUUCAAUUGUAAGAGAAUGGAAUAAAUAUAAUAUUUCCGGCUCGGUAAUCUCCUCAGACUUUGUGUUAAACUCUCUUUCUCUCUCAAUCACUUUCUUGACUUUUUUUUUUUCUUGUUCCAGUCUUUUCUUCUCGGCAGACUCUGCACUCAAAGAAAGAGAGAGAAAAAAGAAAGUGCGUUUAUUUUGUACACAAGUAAAAAAAAAAAAGAAUUAAAGUGGAGAUAACAUCCCAAUCAAAAGAAAAAAAUGCGAAACAAUUUAGGAGUGCUACUCUUUCGAAGUUUUGCACUUUCCCUGCUGAAACCUUGAACAUUCUUUGUUGAAACAAUGGACUUUCCCCGUUGAAACAAUAGACUUUCCCUGUUGAGACAAUGGACUUUCCCUGUUGAGACAAUGGACUUUCCUUGUUGAGACAAUGGACUUUUCCUGUUGAGACAAUGAACUUUCCCUGUUGAAACAAUGGACUUUCCCUGUUGAGAUAAUGGACUUUCCUUGUUGAGACAAUGGACUUUCCCUGUUGAGACAAUGGACUUUCCUUGUUGAGACAAUGGACUUUCCCUGUUGAGACAAUGAACUUUCCCUGUUGAGACAAUGGACUUUCCCUGUUGAGACAAUGGACUUUCCUUGUUGAGACAAUGGACUUUCCCUGUUGAAACAUUAUUGAACUUCCCCUGUUGAAACAAUGGACUUUCUUUGUUAAAACUUUGGACAUCUUUGGAAGUAUACCAUCUCAAAUUUCCUUCAGAUUGAAAUUAUUAUUAUUAUUAUUAUUAUUAUUAAGAAAUUUCAAGGCUUCUUGUAUUUAUUAGAUUUUUAUUUUGGUGUUUUAAUCUUCAUUUUCAACGAACUUUUUUCUUUUUAAUAUUGUUUUUACAUUAUAAUCGGGUUUUAGAGGAAGGAAAAUGCUGUCACGAUAUUGAAAUGUCUAACAACAAAGGUGAUAAAUUUGUAUUAAAAUGUUAUAUACAUAA
Molecule: messenger RNA, 2450 nt
Organism: Octopus sinensis (East Asian common octopus)
Lineage: Eukaryota; Metazoa; Mollusca; Cephalopoda; Octopoda; Octopodidae
Product: diphosphomevalonate decarboxylase
Exons: 11
Coding region: 191-1387 (398 amino acids)
Biological process (GO): isopentenyl diphosphate biosynthetic process, mevalonate pathway; isoprenoid biosynthetic process
Cellular component (GO): cytosol
Molecular function (GO): ATP binding; diphosphomevalonate decarboxylase activity
Source: RefSeq, a predicted model, not a curated record